AUGGCGGAGCCGGCAAUUACUGUUUCCGGGACAGACGGACGAAAGUCCAAGUCUGUCCAUGAUGAGAAGAAGCCUCACAUAACAGAGACGCCCAUGACCUGGCAGAACUGGCACCAAUUUGUCAACUGGCUGAGCGUAUGCUUCAUCAUAAUUGUGCCUCUUGUGGGCUUGGUGGCGGCUUAUUUCCUUCCCUUGAAGCGCGCAACCGCCAUUUUUGCUGUCAUCUACUAUUUCAAUACUGGACUCGGAAUCACAGCUGGAUAUCAUCGCCUGUGGGCCCACUCAUCGUAUGAGGCGUCUACUCCCCUCAAGAUUUAUCUCGCUGCCGUAGGUGUUGGUGCCAUUCAAGGGUCUAUCCGAUGGUGGUCGAGUGGCCACCGCGCACAUCACCGCUAUACCGAUACAAAAAAAGAUCCCUAUUCCGUGAGAAAAGGGCUAUUAUACUCUCAUAUCGGCUGGAUGGUUAUGAAACAAAACCCCAAGAAUAUCGGCCGGUCCGAUAUUACGGACUUGAAUCAAGACCCUAUCGUUAUGUGGCAGCAUCGACACUACAUUAAAGCCGUUCUUUUCAUGGGCCUUGUAUUCCCUACAUUGAUUUGUGGCUUUGGCUGGGGGGACUGGGCGGGUGGCUUUGUAUACGCGGGUAUCCUACGUGCAGCUUUUGUGCAGCAGGCAACUUUUUGCGUUAAUUCCUUAGCCCAUUGGCUAGGAGAGCAGCCAUUCGAUGAUCGCCAUUCACCUCGCGACCACGUUGUCACAGCCCUACUAACUUUAGGCGAAGGUUAUCAUAAUUUCCAUCACGAGUUUCCUUCUGAUUACCGUAACGCGAUCAGAUGGUGGCAGUAUGAUCCAACAAAGUGGGCGAUAUGGACAUGGAAACAACUAGGCCUGGCAUACAACCUCAAGGAGUUUAAACAAAACGAGAUUGAAAAGGGCCUCGUCCAGCAGCUACAGAAAAAGGUGGAUAUCAAGCGCUCCCAACUGGAUUGGGGCACGCCUAUCUCUCAGCUGCCGGCCAUGAUCUGGGAUGACUUUAAGACGGAGGCUGCUAAGAAAAAUGGACGAGCUCUUGUGGUUAUCGCGGGCGUCAUUCACGACGUGGCUAGCUUUAUCGAGGAACACCCCGGAGGCAAAGUGCUCAUAUCAUCAGCCGUUGGCAAGGAUGCGACCGCUCUCUUCAACGGCGGCGUCUACCAGCACUCCAAUGCUGCGCAUAACCUCCUCUCAACGAUGCGCGUAGGGGUCAUUUACGGAGGAGGCGAAGUCGAGAUUUGGAAGCGUGCUUACUCUGAGAAAACAAAAACGAUCUAG
Molecule: messenger RNA, 1311 nt
Organism: Nannizzia gypsea CBS 118893
Lineage: Eukaryota; Fungi; Ascomycota; Eurotiomycetes; Onygenales; Arthrodermataceae
Product: acyl-CoA desaturase
Exons: 2
Coding region: 1-1311 (436 amino acids)
Biological process (GO): unsaturated fatty acid biosynthetic process
Cellular component (GO): endoplasmic reticulum membrane
Molecular function (GO): stearoyl-CoA 9-desaturase activity; iron ion binding; heme binding
Source: RefSeq, a predicted model, not a curated record